This is a messenger RNA of Homalodisca vitripennis (glassy-winged sharpshooter), 232 nucleotides long. Its product is annotated as latent-transforming growth factor beta-binding protein 3-like. NCBI's taxonomy places the organism in Eukaryota, Metazoa, Arthropoda, Insecta, Hemiptera, Cicadellidae. The coding region runs from base 8 to 232 and encodes 74 amino acids. The transcript has 2 exons. The record is from RefSeq and is a predicted model, not a curated record.
UGUGGACAUGCGGAAGGAGCUGUGUUACCUGUCGUUCGCGGAGGGCCAGUGUUCACAGCCGAUGACCAACGAACAGACAAGGAUGCUGUGCUGUUGCAGUAUGGGUCAAGCCUGGGGCCACCCCUGUCGUCCUUGUCCCGCUGACAAGACCGAGGAAUACUUGCUGCUAUGUGGGAACCAGCCAGGUCAGAUCAUGGACCCGAUGACCCAAUGCCAGUGUCGAGAUAGAUGA